UAUAUUUCUAUGGGAUUCUCUGGGGUGGGGGGAAGAUGAGGCCUGUAGGAUGCCCUCCCACCCCGCCCAGCCCUGUAGAGCGGCCAGGAGGGGAGGGCAGGUUGGGGAAGGCGCCCACGGCAGCCCCAGGCCAGUGCGGAGGCUGUGGGAGGAGAUGCCAGUGGGGAUGACGCCACACCUGCGCUGGAGCCGUGGUACCUGCGCCUGUCCCAGGUGAGCGGUCCUGCCGGGGGGCCGGGCAGCCAUCUGGUUCCUCUGGUCUCUUAGUGACAGUCCGGACAGGGGCAGUAACGAGCGCUUGUGGAUGGAUGCCUACCGCCAGCAAAGGUGCCAUUAGGUCUGGAAGCAAUUAGGGCCAGGCCUCCGGAGGUCAGCACCCGGGCCCCCUGCCCCGGCCAGGGCCAGAGUUGAGCGUGUGCUGGGGCGCAGAGGCAGAGGGCCAGAGGCCUGGGGCCCCAGGAGCAGCUGCCCACUCUGCCUAGGGAGCCAUGGGCAAAGGCCCUGAAUGCCCCCCACACCCGCAGAAGCCCCCUGAACAGGACGAGUGGCAGCGACCCCGCUCUGCGUUCACCCUGCGGAGGAAGCUGGACGAAGGCUACUUCGGGGAGGUGUGGGAAGGCCUGUGGCUGGACUCCAUGCUCGUGGCGGUCAAGGUCAUCAGACCAGGUGGGUGGGGGCCCCCUGGAGCCUGGGGCAGUGGCGGUGGGCAGCAGGAGCACAAGUAUGUGGGCCUCUGGGACUUCGAGGCCCGCACAGCCCAGGAGCUGAGCUUCCGGGCAGGGGACCUCUUCCAUGUGGCCAGAAAGGAGGAGGAGUGGUGGUGGACCGUGCUGCUGGACCGGGUGGGCAGGGCUCUGGCCAAGGAGACGGUGGGGUUGGAGCCGUGGUUCUUUGGCCGGAUCUCUCUCUCGGAAGCCCUGCACCGACUGCAGGCCACGGGCAACGAGCUGGGGGCCUUCCUGAUCCGGGUCAGCGAGGAGCCGGGCGCCAACUGCGUCCUCUCGGUGCGGGACCAGCAGACCGUUCGCCACUACAAGAUCUGGUGGCAGGACGGCCGGUUGCACCUCAACGAGGCUGUGUCCUUCCUCAGCCUACCCAAGCUCGUGGACCACCACGAGGCCCAGAGCCUGUCCCACGGCCUGUGGCUGACCUCGCCCCGCCGAAAGCAUGAGCUGGAGCCCCUGCCCCACUGUGACGAUUGGGAGAGGCCUCGGGAAGAGUUCACGCUCUGCAGGAAGCUGGGCUCCGGCUACUUUGGGGAGGUCUUCAAAGGGCUCUGGAAGGACAAGGUCCGAGUGGCCAUCAAGGUGAUCGUCCGAGCUGAGCUUCUGCGUCGGCACACGUUCCAGUCGGAGAUCCAGGCCAUGAAGAAGCCGCGGCACAAGCCCAUCCUGGCACUGGGGGACCCUGGGUACAUCAUCACAGAGCUCCUGCCCAAGGAGAGCCUGCUGGAGCUGCUGCGGGACUCCGAUGAGAAAACCCUGCCCAUCUCGGAGCUGGUGGGCAUUGCAGCACAGGUGGCCGGGGGCAUGUGCUACCUGGAAUUGCAUAAUUACAUCCACGGGGAUCUGGCCGCCAGGAACAUCCUCGUGGGGGAAAACAACAUCUGCAAAAUCGGGGACUUGGGGCUGGGCAGGCUCAUCAAGAACGUCUACCUCUUCCAUGACCACAGCAUCCCUUACAAGUGGACUGCCCCCGAGGCACUCUCCCGAGGGCAUUACUCCAUCAAAUCUGACACCUGGUCCUUCGGGGUUCUCCUUCAUGAGAUUUCCAGCAGGGGUCAGAUGCCCUGCCCAGGUACUGGGCAUGUCCAUACCCUCCUGAGGGUAGAGGCGGCCUACCGCAUGCCCUGCCCCCUGGAGUGCCCACCCACCACACACAAGCUGAUGCUCUCGUGCUGGCACAGGGACCUCGAGCAGAGGCCCCGCUUCAAAGGGCUGCGGGAAAAGCUCUCCAGCCUCAGAAGGUACGAGAGCCUGCUGCGUCGGCCGCCUCCUUGCCACUGCCUGAAGGCCAGGCCAGCCCUCGUGAGGGGCCUGAGCAACCUCGGAUCAUGGGAGUGGGCUGACCCAGAUUUACUGAGGAUUUGCUGAAGGUACCAACAGCUCCCAGAAUCAACCGGACACUCCCGAGAAGGGGCUCGGGCAGCCCUGGGCCCACCUGUUGCCCAGUGCAGCCAGGAGCUGGGACUGCCCCUCCGCCUGACACCAGCUCCUGGAAAGUGCUGGGACCUCCACAGCCAACACCUGCCCUGGGGCUCCAGGAGCCAGGUCGCCCCUCCUUCCAAAGGGAGUGGACCUGUCCCUGGUCCUGACCCAAAGCCCACCGGCUGUCAGGACCAGGGCUGAGCUUCCGGGCCGUGCGCGGUGGGGACCGAGGCUUUGGCUGCACUCCCUGUGCCCUCUGGCCUUGCCUGAGACCUGGAUAUAAGGGGGUGUGGACCCCCCAGUCCUCUGUGGAGACAGGGGCACUGACGCCUGCUCCCCGGGGCCAGCCGCUGCUCCUAUCCAGCUGCCCCCGGGGGGCCUGGGGGGCCACGUCUGGACACUGUGACCGAAAGGACUGGGUGGGGGUCAGGCUAACUGUGCCUGGACACAUUUGAGGGCAGGCAGGACAGAAGGUGCAGCCUUUGGGGGCCACGAGCCACCCAAAUGCCUUGGGAUGGACUCCCGACCCCCGUGACUUAGAGCGGAGCUGGGGCGGGGUGGCCAGCUGAGCCCGGCCUGCUAACCAGUGGAGACCACCCCUCUAGGCCCCCGCCCUCACACCAAGCCUCCGUCCGCUCCCUCACUGAAUUGCCCUCUCCUGACCCCCAGGCCCCGGUCAGUCUCUGCCGGCCACUGAGGCACGUGGACGCCACCAGCCUACCCCCCACGCCUGCCCCCAGGAGGCCAGCAGAGGAUGAGACGACUCCCCAGCCACACACAGAGCUCCCAAGUAGGACUCUGCCCAAAGCUGGGCUGCCCCGGGUGGGGCCCCGUAGAGCCUCCCACACCCCCUUCCCCUCACCCUUAGGCUGCCGGGGGCCCUGCCCAGAGUGUGCCUUACAAGAGGCUACAGGAGACGCCGCCCUUACUGGAAGGCACGUGGGAGAGAGCAGGGCGCGUGAGCUGCUCCACACCAGGCUGAGGACGGCCUCCUCGAGGGCGCCGGGCCCCACGUCUGAGGGCUCCGGACCCAAGCCAGAGACCCUGUCUCCUGCCGCGGCAGCAGGGGCCGAGGCGGGCUUACUCCGAGGACCCCAACCUCAGUGGCUGCCCUGGGACUGCCUGCUCUCCCCGGCUCCCCAGGAUAGCAAGGCACCCCACCUCUUCUCAGAUACAAGGCUCCACACUCACCGGAGCUGUCUGCCCACGUGAACCGGAGCCAGAUCUCGGAGGUGGCCCGCUAGGGAGGGACCCCAGGAGGGCCCAGGAAGUGAGAAGUUUGAGGGGUUGGUGACUCCUCCCGCGGGGGUGGGGGUGGCAUGGAGCUCACACACACACCAUGUGGCUGCUGGCUGCUUGUUUAUUUUCUACUCGGUGCAAGGCACAGGUUAGAGGGUGCCGGGAAGGCUCUCAUGUGGCUUGGACAGUAAAGAGUGGAGUUCUCUCAACUUCCUUUUUGGUGUUUUGCUGUUUUGAUAUUAAAAACCCAACUGCU
Messenger RNA from Aethalodelphis obliquidens (Pacific white-sided dolphin), 3642 nucleotides. RefSeq names its product protein tyrosine kinase 6 (gene PTK6). Gene Ontology annotation, molecular function: protein binding; ATP binding; protein kinase activity. Gene Ontology annotation, biological process: protein phosphorylation. NCBI's taxonomy places the organism in Eukaryota, Metazoa, Chordata, Mammalia, Artiodactyla, Delphinidae. The record is from RefSeq and is a predicted model, not a curated record.